This is a messenger RNA of Cloeon dipterum, 1953 nucleotides long. RefSeq names its product cilia- and flagella-associated protein 206-like. Gene Ontology annotation, biological process: regulation of cilium beat frequency. Bases 1 to 1953 code for a protein of 650 amino acids. The transcript is spliced from 3 exons. NCBI's taxonomy places the organism in Eukaryota, Metazoa, Arthropoda, Insecta, Ephemeroptera, Baetidae. Gene Ontology annotation, cellular component: ciliary basal body; axoneme. The record is from RefSeq and is a predicted model, not a curated record.
AUGUCUGAUCAGGAAGCUCUCAAUUUCGCCGUUCCUCCCCAAUCCAGGGAGGAAAAAAUCAAGUGCAUUGUAGAUGACCUGAUUUUGAAAGAGCCCAAGAUGUCUCCCGACAUAAUCGAGUUCUUGGUCCGCCUUGACGUGCAGUACUCUGGCUUGAACCCUGAAUCUUCGCAGCUCUCCGUCAGUGAGUUAGCAAGCCAGGUUCACCUCGACGUUGUCAGCGUCAAGAAACUCAACAUGCUGACGAUGAGAACGCAAGCCGAGUAUUUCAUUCACAUCCUACACGACAAAAAGGAAAUUAGCAACUGGUUAAAUGAUGAAUUGGAGCGGAUGCUGGGAAUAUUUUUGAGCAACUUGGCCGAAGAAGAAGAUGGAUACGAGAGCAAAGAGUUUUAUUUUAGACUGGCUGAAAUUUUCAUGCACACUUUUUCACUGAAAAGCUAUGUUUAUGAUGAAAUUCGAAUGGCCUUGGAGACGCUCAUGCCUCGUGGUGACUUGAAAAAGUUAUCUCGAUUGGAAAACAAAGAACAAAUAGAAACGCUGAAGAUCCUUUUUAACAGAGCUUCUGGCUGUAUUCUGUUGUUUAACCCUGAAGGAAGGCUCGCCGGCGAGAUGACUGGCCUUUAUCUGGCUCUGAUUGACCUACAAGUGCUGUUGACAGCUGAACUAGAGAGUGAUCUCAGAGACUCGCAAAUUUACACCAAGCUGAUCCAAACACUCCUGGACUCUCAUACAUUGACCGGUGCCUACGACUACGUUUUUGCAGAAUCGCACGCCUUGCUGGCGUUGCACCUUCAGAUGGAGCAGAUGAUUUCUCAGAUGCUUCGGAAAAUCCUCAGCUCGAAAGCAAGGCUGGAGAUGCUUGAGUUCAGGUUUGACACCGUGAUGAGCGAGCUAGUGAUGGAUCAGGAACAUUACGCGACCGACGAUGCUCCUGACUCGAUGCUAGUUAACUGGAACGAGUUAGGAACCGCAAUCACCGACAUCUACUGCGAGUAUUUGGUCAUGAGCAACAUCAAUUGUGUGUACAACAGGAUCAAGAAACUGUCUGAAACGAUUUUCAACUCAAUGCACAGCGAAACAUUCGUUAAGGUCUUUGAGAAGUAUCCUGAAACGCCGGUGACAGAAUUCUCCUCUCAAGAAACCACACCCAAGACCUGCGAAUCUCCCUACUUAUCUGCAAUAUUUGAUGCUCCUUGGGAACCAUUCAACCCUGAAAAUCCAUUGGCACUGAAUGGAAUUUGCGCUGUGUCUGUUUUGGAGAAAUACUCGUACAUCAAAAAAGGAGAUCCAUCGCUGGGAGUGUGUAAGUGGCGCGACAAAUUCUACGCACUGAGCUCUCCUGAAGCCUUAGAGCGUUUCGGCAAGAACCCUCAACUCUAUGCUGACGUGGUGCACCGCUUAGGACAUGACCGUCCUGAGCUAAUUCUUUUGAUGGGAAUGCAAGAUGAGUUCCCCGGCUUAAAGAGACUGGCGGAGCUUCGACAGCCGAUCCACAUGAUGACCUGCGACAAAGCGAGCAGGGCCAGAGCUGCUCGUUUGCCAGUCAAAGAGGAGUGGGCCGAUGCGUGGAGCGAGUGGGACAAGCCGCGCGUCCUAGGAACUCAGUUCGAGACCAAAAACAUCGCUGCUCAACCCUCCGAUGUCCAGAGGGACAGGGACACGCAAUGCGCACCGAAGGUAGACUCCGAGAUGCAGACUAUGAGCGAUGCUUACGUCAACACAGACGUCCCUGCCAUCAAGUCGCCGAGAUUCGUCAGUCACGUCGUUCCGCCGCCGUACGCAGAGGACUAUUUUUCGACGUCCUGCGAAUCGAGUAAUUUUGAAGACAAGGCUGACGAACAGGAUGAUGGAUUUGAGCAAAUUGAUGAGAAAGUUGUGGAUGAAGAAGUCGUGACUUUGGAUAUAGCACCAGAUGAGGAGAGCAGUGCGCCUGAGGCUGCAAAUGCAUAA